This is a messenger RNA of Paramecium tetraurelia, 591 nucleotides long. RefSeq lists its product as uncharacterized. NCBI's taxonomy places the organism in Eukaryota, Ciliophora, Oligohymenophorea, Peniculida, Parameciidae. The record is from RefSeq and is a predicted model, not a curated record. The transcript is spliced from 2 exons.
AUGGUACGCACUAAUCUUCCAUUAUUUUAGGUACAUUUGGAGUCUAAUAUAAAUGUUUCCCAUUUUUCUGGUGGCAUUUUAUCAACUUUACAAACAUUAUACAAUCCCCAAUUACUAUUAAUACAUCAACAAACACUCACUCGAUCAAAGGAUAGUCCACUUUUUUGUAUUGCUUCACCCUAUGUAUAGGCUGUCCCAAUCCCGCUUUAUUAUUUUAUAGAUCUUGCAAUCUCUAUUUUUGAGGGUUCACUUUUUGAACCAUGUAGAUUUUGUUUAUGGUAUCAUCAUGUGGUACAAUAAUUAAAUUACAAUUAGAUUUCCAUUAUUGUUGUAACUGCUAUCAUACUAAGAAAAGAAUAUGAAUGGCAGGACACGAUGAUCAUGGCAACUCAUACGCUAUUAAUGAAAUAUCCAUUCAUUUUUGUGUUAAAUAUAAUAUAUGUUGCAUUGGUAACGUAUUACGACUAUUAUAGUCCAUUAAGGGAGAAAUGGAUCAAUAGGUUUUUGGGUAAAUUCUUUCCAUUCAUCUACUAUAGCUUUAUCAUAGCUUUGAUCUAUGAUUGCACAAAUGCAUUACCAUUUUUGUAUUGA